Messenger RNA from Girardinichthys multiradiatus, 7523 nucleotides. It is a transcript of the gene htr7a, whose product is annotated as 5-hydroxytryptamine (serotonin) receptor 7a. The coding region runs from base 614 to 2089 and encodes 491 amino acids. Gene Ontology annotation, cellular component: membrane. Lineage: Eukaryota; Metazoa; Chordata; Actinopteri; Cyprinodontiformes; Goodeidae. Gene Ontology annotation, molecular function: G protein-coupled serotonin receptor activity. The record is from RefSeq and is a predicted model, not a curated record. The transcript has 2 exons. Gene Ontology annotation, biological process: chemical synaptic transmission; adenylate cyclase-activating adrenergic receptor signaling pathway; circadian rhythm.
CCUAGUGUGCUUCAUCUUAUAAACUUUGACCUAAUGUGCUCUCGGUUCUGCGGGUCACACAGCCAGCGGGUUCACAUGAAUUCACAAACACAAUCAGCAGUACAUUCCCUCUUAAUGCGCAAUUACGCACGGUCCCUCUCUGGCACGUUUGUCUGCAUUCAGUACAGCGCGCUCAAAUGACCAGCAGAUUUCCAUGGUAAUUACUUAAGAUGUAUGUGAGUGUAGACAUAAAGUGAUUAGCUGUCUUCAAGUUCUCUGACACGCGUUUUGACGUCACAUGCCAACUUUUGUUAAAGAUCUGCGCGCACGGCGGGUUGGGAGUUUCUGCAUGGUUGCAGCCGCAGGACCCAGGUCGGGUAUCUGCCCGCUUUACCACACACCAUCAGGUACACAACCCGGGAUUUAUGGAUCGGCGUAGCUGAGGACGUGCCCACGGCGCGCCACAUGUGAUUUAUUAGCACCCUGAGAUGUAAGUGUGUUUUGAUGUGAAUCUGCUGGUGGAGAGAAAAUGACACAUUCUUCACACCAACGCAGACACAUCUGUGCGCGUCCAUGUCACCACUGGACACUUCUAAAACACGUCCAUGGAUAAAAAGAACCACCGGGCACCAGGAUGGUUGUUGUGGGAUCGAGUAACGGAACUUUCUCUACUGACAACUUGAGAUCCGCCUUCAUGAUUGAAGACAAAGUCAGUGGUGGGGACCCUGGCAUCUUCACCAAUAUGGUGAUCUCUGAAGCUCUGGCAUCUCGGCUGCUAAAAAUUGCGCAGGACGCCGCAGAGGCGGCAGCAGCGGCCACUUCUCCAUCCUCCUCCAGUCAGCCGCAGGUCAUGGAGACGAACGGGACGCGCUGCGGGGAGCAGAUCCUGAGCUACGGCCGCGUGGAGAAGGUCCUUAUCGGCGGGGUGCUCACCAUGCUCACGCUGUCCACCAUCUGCGGGAACUUGCUGGUGGUCAUCUCGGUGUGCUUCGUGAAGAAGCUGCGCCAGCCCUCCAACUACCUGAUCGUGUCUCUGGCCCUGGCGGACCUGUCCGUGGCGCUGGCCGUGAUGCCGUUCGUCAGCAUCACAGACCUGAUCGGCGGUCAGUGGAUAUUCGGACAGUUUUUCUGCAACGUUUUCAUCGCGAUGGAUGUGAUGUGCUGCACCGCGUCCAUCAUGAGUCUGUGCGUAAUCAGCAUUGACAGGUACCUGGGCAUCACAAAGCCUCUGACGUAUCCUGUUCGCCAGAACGGCUGCUGCAUGGCCAAGAUGAUCCUAUCAGUGUGGCUGCUCUCCGCCUCCAUCACACUCCCCCCGCUCUUCGGCUGGGCACAGAAUGUCAACGAUGGCAGAGUUUGCCUCAUCAGCCAAGACUUUGGAUACACCGUCUACUCUACGGCUGUGGCCUUCUACAUCCCCAUGUCGGUCAUGUUAAUCAUGUACUACAGGAUCUACAGAGCAGCUAAACUCAGCGCGGCCAAGCACACAAUUACUGGCUUCCCCAGGGCCAGGGAGCACCGUGCAGGGGCGGCCCACAGAGGGGGGAAAGGGGUGCACGAGCCCCGGCAGGUAUCAGAAUCAGGAGAGACGGGGAGUGUUGAACCCACAGAGACUGACCAAUGUGAAGAGGAGGCUGAGGAGGAGAUUCUGGACUGCGUGGCAGCAGCAAUGAAGCUGCAGCGGGAGGUCGAGGAAGAGUGCAGCAGCCGCGUCUCCCGCCUACUAAAGAGUGGUGAGCACCACCAGCGACGGAAGAGGAAGAACCAGUCUAUCUUCAAACGGGAGCAGAAGGCCGCGGCCACUCUGGGCAUCGUCGUUGGCGCCUUCACUUUCUGCUGGCUGCCGUUCUUCCUGGUGUCCACCGCCAGGCCAUUUGUCUGCGGUGUGGAGUGCAGCUGCGUGCCGCUGUGGCUGGAGAGGACUCUGCUGUGGCUCGGGUACGCCAACUCACUCAUCAACCCCUUCAUUUAUGCGUUUUUCAACCGCGACCUGAGGACCACCUACAGCAACUUGCUGCGCUGCCGCUACAGGAACAUCAACAGGAAGCUGUCAGCGGCUGGUAUGCAUGAGGCUCUGAAACUGGUGGAGAAGCCAGACACUGAUGCCUGAAGCGGCGCCGCUGCCAAUCAGUAGGGCUGCAAAAACACACAGAGGGUCUCAAAGGGCGGGACAAACCCUCCACACUGCCAAACUGAUUAUUUCCUCAAUAUAUGUGAAAGUUGCUGAAGCGAGAGGAGACAGGAGGCUGACAGAUGCACAUUAAGGUGCACAGAGGAAAGGAGUGUUUAGGGAUGUCUGAACCAGAUUGUAAGGUUUAGCAGUUUAAAGCUGACUGGAUUUUUGGACAGUGGCUGCUGCCUGGUUAGAUAGCCCUCUGCACAAAGCUGGCCGAGCUGCAUGCUGGCUUUAUUCUCCUCUGUUUGAAUGGGUCAAAUCCACCAGCUCACUUCUAGUUGCCUUUUAUUUGUCUGAGUUUGAGCCACAGGGAAUAAAAAAGGGGCUCAUUUGGCCCACCACCAAGCAACACCAAGUAUAUUCAGCUCUCUGGUUUUUUGGUUCUUGCGGUGACUUCUGUGUUCUACGAGCUUCUUUUAAGCGUACAACUGACACCAGGACAAACAAUGAUUGACGUGUAAAAAGUGUAAUUAAUGUACAGAUGAAUAUUCGGCUGUUUCUGUUCGGAUCUGUUAAUUGAGGGUUUAGCUGCUUAUUUGUUACUGUGCUUAUUGUAUACUCAAGUAUAGUUUGUUGUGUAUAUCUACUGAUCCAUGACCUUUGUGACAGGCAGCUCUCUUAUGAAUAAUGUAGUACUUAUUUAUUGUGAAAUAUUAGCACAGCCCUGUAAAGCCUACAACCUGGGGCUAAAGAAAGAAAUGUGCUUGUGCCUUUUCCUGCUUUGUCCUUCGUGUUUUGGUUGCAGGGCACAACAACCUCAUUCUGUAGUCAUGACCUUUGUGCUUCAGAAUCAGUACAACAUCUUUUCUUUGCUGAACUCUACACCACAAGAGAAAAAGAUGCUGAUUUAACUCAUUUAGAACUAAGUUAUUGUGACCAAUGCAUUAGCACUGAAGCACGUUUAUUAAUGUUCAACAUGUUCUUUUCAAUUAUUUAGUUUCUGACACAGUUAUUAGUUUAUUACUCCUCCCAAAACAAUGAAAUCUAAAGCAACUCAAAAAUGACUGAGGAAUAUUGCUGAUAUAUCAAACAAAGGUAACAAAUGAAGCUAUUUCUAGAAUUCAAAUAUUAUUUUGGUAAAAGUGGUGAUAAAAUCUCUGUGGAGCUCCACAGCUCAGCUAUACUUUACAUUCAGGUCACAGAAAGCUGGAGUUUACCUGAAUGAACUGGCAUUUGGAAAACCUUGCUCACAGUUUACGAUUUUCCCACAGAAUAUUCAGUGAUUAUGUCUCGCCGUACAUUCACACAGAAACAUUUUUUAACUGUCUCCACAGUUAUUUCGGUCUCCACGUGUACAGUUUAUAUAUCUAUUUCUAGAUAUUAUUGUCUACUUUCACCCAGUGUGUCUCCUGUUGCUAUAGGACCAGUUCUCUAUAGAAAAUGUCCUGAAGCUGCCGUGCAUAAAACCUUUGAGACACUAGAGUUCACGGGUCAGGCCAGUAGACGGUUCUGUCACUCACGCUGAAGAUAGCAUAAAGUUUUCACACAAUUACUUUUUUCUUUAAGGUUACAGUCUAAGAGUGAUGCAGAGGGAUUCACUUUAACAACCGAUUAUAUAAGUCCCAGGUUCUGGUUCUGGUUCUUACUCAGCGAGCUCCUCUUUUCUACAUUAACCUAUCAUGGCUGCCAUAUAGACCCACUGAUUUAAUUAUGUUAAAUUUAAGAUCUAAAAUAGGAGACUCUGUUCAAUUCAGUAAUUUCAAACAGGAAAAGGUUCAAACUGGACUUCCUGUACGGCCCGUAGUCACUCGUUAAAACCAGAAUCUAUCGCUGUCACAAGUUAGAUUAGGACCUUGAAAGAAUAAAGAUAAUAUACCUCUAAUGUUUGGGCAGAAUCUGUCCUGGCAAACCUUAGAAUUGCUCCGGACAUUUUUCCUUUUCUGUAACAGUGGCUGGACUUUUGAAGGUUGUAUGUUUAAUGAAAAAUCUCAAAAACGUGAUUCACAACCUGACGCAAGGUUCUCCCAGUUGCACCUUCAAAAAAAUCACAAAAUGCCAGAUUUAACAGCUGCAUGUUUUACAUUUCAGGUUGAGUUUAAAAUGCCAAAUAUGUUUUUUAUCAAUGAUGCUGAAAAACAAUCUGCUGGAAGAAAUUCUCUCCAAACGACCAACACCAAAGUUACUGUGAUUAGAACAAUGGAAAAUGACUCUUAAUUAAAGCCAGGACACCAGUCCCUCUGUCCAGCUACUUCCUUCCCCAUAAUGGUUUGUUUUCUUCGAUUCAGCAGGAUGUAAAAACUACACAUCGAGAUGGAGAACAGGAUGAUUCUCUAUUCAGGUUGGAUUAAUGGCUACAAACGACCCCAGGAUAUCAAUUACUUUUUAAAGCACAUUUAGUUUAGAUUCCAAACCAAGAGUCGGAGCUUAAAUUUAAAAAAUAUAUAGAUUCUAUUAAUUGGAUCUGAAGACAAAUGAGCUGCUGUGUGUUUGUCUGUGUCUGGAUUGUGUUUGAAGUAGCGCAGUAAAAAUGCUGUUUAUGGUUCAUUUUUAGAAUACAGUUGAUCUUUUGAGUAAAACAAUCGAAGAGACUGGAGUUUUACCCCCCUGCUGUCUGGGCUGUGCAAAUUCCUCCUCAUUAACGGGACAUUCUGCAGCAGGAGCUGGAGCAUUACAGGGUGGAAAAAUCUGUUUCUGCUGAGGACAAGGAUCUCUGUAACUGAGUCUGUCGCUUGUUCUUUAAUCAUUAACUAAAGCUGCUGUGUGCAGGAACUAAAAAUUAAAAAAAGCAAUGAAGCUGCUGAGCUUCAAUAACUAAGUGGGACAGAAUCAGAGUCUGUUAAAUAAAGCUGAAAUCUUCACAUUUAAACUCGGUUCUCCACAAAAAAAAAAUAAAUAUUAUUUCUGUCUUAGAUUAUUUAUUUCUGCAGGAAUCAGGGCUGCAGACUCCACAGUAAAGGCCAGUUGUUCUGGUGGGUUAUGGUCGGUGAAAUGUUCACAGAUCGGUGCAGUCAUACAUCAGAACCUCUGAACUGUACUCGCUGUAGGCUCAGAGCCAUAAUGGCUGUGGUCCAUGUACUGCCACAGCAGAUCUGGAGACUGGUUGCCAGCCGACACACACAGGGAUGUGUGUUUCAAGGAGAAGUAUUUCAAAUCUCUGCUCAGUUUGAAGCAUGCAUUCACCAGUCUCCAUGGUCUGAAGAGCUACGGUGUGGUGGAGAUGUUGAGUCACCAGACCAUAGAUACAGACCUGUGUUUCUUUGCAGAAGAUGACUAUCAGGCUUGUUCCAAUAACCUUGUUUGUGGUGAAUAAGCUACGCUGAGCUUCAUUUAGUAGAAGUAGCAAAGCUGAAACAAAACGUGGAGGAAAACAGAACAUUUGCUGAUCACUAUAUCUUCAGAUGGAGUCUCCACCAUCGAUCACCGGCUUACUCCCCAGCCUAUCCCUGACACAAACCCUCUGCUUAUUCUCCUUUUCUACAUUUUUUAACCUUAUCUGUGGUCUUCCUCUUUUACUCAAAUCUGGCAGCUCCACAUUCAGUAUUGUCUUUCUGUUAUAUCCGCUGUUCUCCACCUGCACAUUCCCAAACCAUCUCACCCUUAAAGACAAAGCUGCCGUCACUGUGGCAACCGUAUGGGGUAAAGAAAGAAACAAAAUGUAUUUUAUAUUUAUGUGCUUAAAUCUUAGUGUUUACCGUGUAGACAUCCCACAAUCCAUUGUGUUUCCUUCUGCUCCAAAGCUCUUUAUAAAGCCAACUGAUAGAUUAUUUUUAUUCGAUGUCAAAAACCUGCAUCAAUAAAAACAAUUAAAUAAGAUGUUGUAGCUGACAAUUACUCUUAUUAAAAUAAAUUUUCUAUUUAGUUAAAAAUGAAAAGAUUUAGCAAACACACCAAAAAUAUAAUAAUAAAUCUAUCACUUAUAACAAUCAAUUAGAGCAUCCAGGACAAAACAACCAAGAUCAAUGUCAGAACUGCGCCUUGAUUAAUCAGGCUGUGUGUGUGACAUGUGCUUGUACCAAGACGUCAUUCAGAAAAGAUUACAGUGAAAAUUUGUCAGAUUUUCUUACUGUGUUUUUACCAAGCAUAAUUGUUUUUAACAGGAUUUUACAUGCAGCACUUUGUGUCCUAAACAAGCCAUUUUUGAGGUGCAACUGUGCUGUUUUACUGUUAACCUACUUGUGUAUUGUCUGAAAAAUGACUAAAUGUCAUCAACAUCACUGAAAGAGAAAUGGUUAAAAAGAGGAAGAAAGAUCAACUAUGAAUUCAUCUCCUCCUUGUGGCAUGAGCUGGGUUUCCUGACCCAUAAAAUACAACACAUGGACGUUUAUCCAGGUCAUAUAUGCUUUGAUUGUUUUAGGCUUUCAGUGAUUUAUUUGAAUCAUUCUUUGACAGGAUGGAGUCCUUCUUCAACAUAUCCCGUCAUGGAUUUUUAAAAGCAGGAUUUGGGUGUAGAAGGUUGAAUUUAUUGGAGAUUUUCACGUAUCCAAACAUGGUCUAAAACAGUCCUUAGCAAGUUACAACUUGACUAGAAGUCUUCUGCAACCAUCAGGAAGCUCCUGGCAUCAUUCUGGUUGUCUUUUUGUCAGAAUUAGUUGAAUUAAUUAGAACUCAGCUUUAGAUCAUCGUCCAGGUUGUGUUUGGGGCUUUUUUAAAAAGCUCAACGUUAACCUACCUUCACCUAAGCUAAGGUGAAGUUGAAGAUUUUGGCUGAAGUCGUCCUUCAUUAUUCUAUCCACUGUGUACGAUGGAUUUUGGACUCCUUCAGACAUUCUCCUUGCCUCUUUUGACUAUAAAAUGAAGUGUUUCUGGCUUUUGCAUGUGGACAGCUGCUGUCUGUAUUGGACCAAGGUCUUCUCCUUGGUCAACACCUUCUUAGUCCAUAAUAAUGUAAAACUGGCUCCACUGUGAACAGGAACGCUGGGGUUCCAGCAAUUUCCAGCCAACAGCAGGGUUAAUCUGUGCUUGUUCCUGGGUUAUUUCUGAACAUCCUGAUCAGUUUCCUUUGAUAAGGGGUGAGCAGCUCAGAUCUUCUUAGCAGUCUUAGCAAAGUAGAUUUACAUCUGAAUAAUUUGGACUGAUGUGCAAUGGUUUGCAAUCGGGAGAAUGGGAUUAGCAUUGCUUUCCCAAAAUCAGCAAUUCCUUCGGAGAUCCUCAGAAUUCAUUGAACCUUCCUAUUGUUCUGAGUACUGCUCGGUCCAGUAAGUACUGCCAAACAUUUGCUUUUUUAUGUUGGAACAAGAAUGUACAGCUGCACUCAAUCAGAAAUUCAAAUGAUCCUAGCCGUUGUAUGCUGUAUGGUCCCUCCACCCUGGAGAAAGAAUGGUUUAAAUAAUUAAAAGCUCAAAAUGAAGAUAUUCAUGUCAGGAAAUCUUCUGACUGUAACUGUAUCAAUAAAUAUUUAUUAACAAUAAAAUAUGUUUUUCAGAAUGUU